Prorocentrum cordatum is the source of this 837-nucleotide messenger RNA. The record is from the annotation of a GenBank genome assembly. NCBI's taxonomy places the organism in Eukaryota, Dinophyceae, Prorocentrales, Prorocentraceae.
AUGGCGAGGCAUCUGCUGGUCGCCUACCGGGGCCCGCCAGCAGCCCUCCGGCUGCGGCAGGGGAUGAAGUCGGUCGGAAAGCAGUCGGCCCCCCGCUACCUCCAGAAAUGCGGGGAGUUCUCGGACUUCAGCACGGGGGAGGUCGUGGGCGAGGCUCUGGUGCAGCGGACGAACCUCCUGUACUUGGAUGGGUGGCAGGUCGGCCAGGCGGAAGAGCCGCUCGCCGCCGCGAAGCUGGACCUCCCCUGGCUCUCCAAGGGAGGGCAGGGCGGUCUACCUCGAGCCCGCGCCCCGCGCGGGUCCCGCAAGGCAGCUCUGGUCGCCUGCCGCUUCCAGCUGCCGCACGCGUGGGAGGCCGUGAUCGUGGGGGCGAUGCCCGGGCGCGGGGGGCUCGAGAGCGUCCAGGGGAGGCUGGUGAUGCACGAGGCGUACCUGCGCACUGGAGAGGCGACGCGGCUCCAGGCCGGGGGUCUCGCCCCGCCAGUGAGCUGGCGCCGCAGCCACGCACGCGUCUUGCUCAUCCUCGACUCCUCGGGCGCCAGCAUCCCCACCAAGACAAGCGUGCUGGGCGAUGUAGUCACGCUGGUGGAUUGGUUCUCCCCGACGGCCCAGGCGCUGCUGCUGCUAAGGGGCCAGCGCUCCCCAAGCGAGCCACUGUUCGUGGCGACGCCCGGGGUUGCAGGAAGUUCCUCGACCUGGCCCUCCUCGACCUGGCUCGUGAACUGGAACCUCACCAGCUACCAGUUUCGCCACAGCGACCGCCGCCGACGUGCUCGCUCCGUUCGCCGAUUGGUUCCAGACAUCGCGGAGCGCGGCAGGAGGGCCACCUUCCUGUCA